Nicrophorus vespilloides is the source of this 840-nucleotide messenger RNA. RefSeq names its product DNA-3-methyladenine glycosylase-like. Lineage: Eukaryota; Metazoa; Arthropoda; Insecta; Coleoptera; Silphidae. The transcript has 3 exons. Bases 104 to 766 code for a protein of 220 amino acids. The record is from RefSeq and is a predicted model, not a curated record. Gene Ontology annotation, biological process: base-excision repair. Gene Ontology annotation, molecular function: alkylbase DNA N-glycosylase activity; DNA binding.
UGAAAUAGACAAAAAUGUUUGGUUAUUGAAACGUAUAUUUGAUGAUCAACUACUUUGGAUUGUAUGAAAAUGAAUAAGUGAAUAACAGCAAGUUUAUUCAAUAAUGCCUGCAAAAUUGAAGCAGACUUUCUUCAAUGUGAGUUGUAAGGAUUUGGCUAUAUCCUUGCUGGGUAAAAUGUUGGUCCGUAAAUUGGAUAAUGGAGAAAUAUUGAAGGGUAGGAUUGUUGAAACUGAAUGUUAUCCUGGAGGUGAGGAUAAGGCUUCAAAAUCUUACAUGGGAAGGAGAACAAAAGGAAAUGAACCUAUGUACAUGGAGGCUGGCACAUCUUAUGUAUACAUGACUUAUGGAAUGUAUUAUUGUUUUAACAUUUCUAGUGCAGAACCUGGAGCUGCAGUGCUAAUAAGAGCAAUUGAACCUAUUGUUGGUGCAGAGGAAAUGUUAAAGCUAAGGCAAUGUGGUAGAAAAAGUGUUUCCAAGAAAUUGAAAGAUACUGAAAUUGGAAACGGACCAUCCAAGCUAUGUACAGCUAUGAAUAUUAACAAAACCAAUUGUAAUAUGCUGAAUUUGGAUACAGAUAAAACAUUUUGGUUAGAGGAUGAUCAAUAUAAUGUAACUAAAAUGAUAUCAACCAGUAGAAUAGGAAUUGCAUCAGCUGGUACAUUAUGGGCAAGCAAACCAUACCGUUUUUAUGUUUGCAACAAUCCUCAUGUUAGUAAACGAGACCAAUUGAAGGAAAACGAUUCCGUUUCACAUACAAAUAAAUAACAUAAAAAGCAAUUAAAUUUCUAUGCAUUUCCUUUUACUUUCUAUAGUAUUAAGUGAAGAUUAAGUGAAAAUGA